AGAAUUAAUACACAACUUUUUCUUGAAUCAACAAAAAACUGGAUUGAUAAAUCCAUUUACACUAAUGAAAAUGAAAAAAAUCAUGAAAGGCUUGAGAAAACAAAUAAAAAAAAAAAUUCGUUUAUUUCGAAUAUAAAAAAAGCAUUUUUGCUGUUUUUUAGUAAUGACGAGAUUAAUAAGAAUUCGAAUAUUUUUUCUAAUUUGGCUUUUUUGUCACAAGCCUACGUAUUUUACAAAUUAUCUCAAACCCCUAUUUUUGACUUAUACAAGGUAAGAUCUGUUCUUCAGUAUCGCGGAAUGUCGUUAUUUCUUAAAAAUGAAAUAAAAGAUUAUUUUGGAACCCAAGGAAUAACUCAUUCCGAGCUAAAGACUAAAAAACUUCCGAAUUCUGGAAUGAAUCAAUGGAAAAACUGGUUAAAAUUGCAAAGUAAUUAUCAAUAUGAUUUAUCCCAGAUAAAAUGGUCUCAAUUAGUACCCCAAAAAGUGCGGAAUAGAAUAACUGAACAUUUUGCCAUUGAAAAUACAAAUAAUAUUGAAAACUUUUUAUUCUUAUUGCCAAAUAAAAAAUCAAAUUUUAAAAAGAACUAUAGAUAUGAUGUUUUAUCAUAUAAAUUUCUUUAUUAUGAAGAUAAAAACAAUUCAUAUACAUAUAGUUAUGGGAGCCCAUUCCAAGUAAAUAAGACCAAUGAAUUUUCUUCUAUUUAUAAUUACAACCUAAAUAAAGACAAAUUCAUUGACAUGUGGUGGAAUAUCCCUAUCACUAAUUAUUUAGGAAUAAAAAAUAUUAUGGAUAUGGAUAUAGAGAAAAAGACCGAUAGAAAAUUUUUGGAUUUGAAAAUUAUUCAUUUUUGUCUUCGAAAGAAAGUCAACAUUGAGGCCUGGGUCGAUAUCAGUAUUGGCAGGAAUGAAAAUACUAAAACUGAACUUAAGAGUUAUCAAAUUGUUGAUAAAAUUGAUAAGAAAAGUAUUUUUUACACACCAAUUUAUCAAGAAAUCAACCAACCCCAUCAAAAAAAAAACGUUUUGGAUUGGAUGGGAAUGAAUGAAGAAAUACUAAGUCGUCCCAUAUCAAAUCUAGACUUUUGGUUUUUCUCCGAAUUUCUCUUCUUUUAUAAUGCAUAUAAAAUGAAACCUUGGUUUAUACCAAUAAAUUUUCUUUUUUCAAAUUCGAAUGUAAGUGAAAAUUUUAGUGAAAAUAAAAACAUCAAUAGAAAUAAAAAAACGAAUCCCUUUAUACCUUCAAAUGAAAAAAAAUAUUUUGAAUUAAAAAAUAAGAAUCAAGGCGAAAAUGAAUUUAUAAGUAAAGAAACUCUUGGAUCAGAUGGUCAAGACAACUCUGAAUCUGUUUUCUCAAAUGGACAAAAAGAUAUUGAAGAAGAUUAUAUAGGAUCAAAUCUGAAAAAGCCUAGAAAGAAAAAACAAUCCAAGAGUGGUAUAGAAACAGAAAUGGAUCUCUUACUGAAAAGAUAUUGGCUUGUUCAACUUCAACUCAGAUGGGACAAAACCUUGGAGAAAAAACUGCUGAAUAAUAUCAAAGUAUAUUGUUUCUUGCUUAAAUCGAUAAAUCCAAUAGAAAUUGCUAUCUCCGCUGUAGAAAAAAGAGAAAUGAAUUUAGAUAUACUACCACGUAACGAGGAUUUCAUUUGUAGAGAAUUGGCGGAAAGGGGACUACUCAUUAUUGAACCGUUUCGUCUGUCUGCAAAAGACAACGGCCAAUUUAUUAUAUAUCAAACGAUAGGUAUUUCAUUGGUGCAUAAGAGUAAACACCAAAAAAAUCAAAAACGAUAUAGUGAAAAUGUUGAUAAAAGCAUUUUCGGUGAACGAGACAAAAACCAUUUUGACUUGCUUGCUCCUGAAAAUAUUUUAUCUCCUAGGCGUCGAAGAGAAUUGAGAAUUCUAAUUUGUUUAAAUUCAAGGAAUAAUAAUAAAGGUAUGAAUACAAACCCAACAUUUUAUAAUGGAACUCAGGUAAAAAAUUGUAGUCCAUUUUUUGAUGAAAACAAAGAUAUUGAUCGAGAUAAAAAUACACUUAGAAAAUUAAAAUUAUUUCUUUGGCCAAAUUAUAGAUUGGAAGAUUUAGCUUGUAUGAAUCGUUAUUGGUUUGAUACUAAUAACGGAAGUCGUUUUAGUAUCUUACGAAUCCAUAUGUAUCCGCAAUUAAAAAUAAAUUUAUGAUCCAUUUGUCUUAUAGAUUCCCUAUUAUUUGAUAGAGAAAUAGAUGUACACACGCCUUGUCAUACAUUCAAGUCUGAUACAUGAAUACUAAUUCAAUGAAUUAUCAAUUGGAUCUUGAAAUGAAUCAAGAGAAUUUUAUUUAUUAAGUUUCUUUGAUAAAAUGUAUCAAUAAAAUAAGGUUAAGAUAUUGUAUAUAACAGAGUAAAACAGAUGGCAUUAUUAUUACUGAUCCGUAAAAUUCCAUAUUUUGUAAAAAUAAAAAAGGUAAGGAAGAGUAAGAAUUUAUGAAACAAAAUUCAUUCAUAUCUGUUAUUUCGAAUGAAAAAAAAGAAGAAAAUAGGGGGUCUGUUGAAUUUCAAGUAUUGUGUUU
Molecule: messenger RNA, 2545 nt
Organism: Amaranthus tricolor (Joseph's coat)
Lineage: Eukaryota; Viridiplantae; Streptophyta; Magnoliopsida; Caryophyllales; Amaranthaceae
Product: protein TIC 214-like
Exons: 1
Coding region: 298-2175 (625 amino acids)
Source: RefSeq, a predicted model, not a curated record